UUGGCUAUCAACGAGGGUCUCGCGUUUCAACCUCUUCAGCCCGUCGGUGCUGCUGAUUGGUUGUUGACGUGUUCUCAAACGCUCGGAAUGUCAGUUGAGGAUGGUGUGGAGCCUUGCUUUGCAGGUGGAGCAAGCCUCGUUCUCGUUGGAGUUCGAACUGCCUGGUCGUAGUGUAGAGCCCCCAAGAUGGUUGGUAAUGCUCGGCAUGGACCUUCGGAAGUUGCGACCAUUUGUCUUCAGUAGUGCCCGAGGUCUCGUAAACACUCCGCACGUCUGUUUGCGGCGGCAACGGUCCAAGUUAAAUACAAGCUUGGAACUUCGGAGUGUAUCUGGAACAGCACAGUCUGUGCAGAUGCACCCUUGCCAACGAGCCGUGCACCGAUUGUCAAGGUCCGCGACGAGACAUGGAUUGGUGAGGGAUUCUGUCGUCCGACUCGCAGGAGGGUUUCUGGUAACUUCAUCGGAGGACCACAAAAAUCCUAUCAAGUGGAAUCAGACGACAAGAAUACCACGAGCAUGGCCAUGCGAUCCUGUCUGUGACCUCGAUCGCCUCAUUAAAAAGAAAAAGUUCCGUAACCAACCCCACAACGACAGGAACGACAAGACUGCGCCGAUUUCAUCCCAGGCAAUUCGUAUCCUUCAAUUUUCAUGCUGUGCUUCAUGUUCCGAUAUCAUGACAUUUUAAGUCCAUCCUCGACAAGGAUACCUGCCCUACUGACCUUGUACAACUGUAUCGGCAGGGUUAGCGAGAUCGUCAGGAACUUGUGUUGCUAGUUCAUGACAAAGCAGCUUCGCAACAAAAAGUUUUGCGAGACUCGUAAGUUUUGGAUUGAAACAACCAUGAUGAUCUUCUAGCCCUCAGGAGGAUAAGCGCAGCAGCUUUCCUUUGCUUUGGAAUGUGCGGUCAACGUCCCGAAAACCUUGCUGGUUCAAAGAGCAGAAUGCACCGGGAAUAGCGGAUAGUCAUCGUCCAAACAGAGGGGCCGACGAUCAUUUGGAAACGCAAAGUCGAUUGGGCGUUUAUGGUGUUUUGAGUCAUUUUGGGAAGACUGGUAUUCUCGACCCCCAGUCGUACUCGAGCACGCAGUAAUAGAUGCG
Molecule: messenger RNA, 1098 nt
Organism: Pseudomassariella vexata
Lineage: Eukaryota; Fungi; Ascomycota; Sordariomycetes; Amphisphaeriales; Pseudomassariaceae
Exons: 1
Coding region: 101-685 (194 amino acids)
Source: RefSeq, a predicted model, not a curated record